ACCAUGGGACUUUUGACAUACAUUGCCGUAGCUGCGGGAGCAGGAGGAGCAGUAGCCAUUGCUCCUUUAGUGCUGGGGGCUGUAGCAGUUGGGAUGAAAGCUGGAGGAGGAGGAGUGGCAGCAGGGGGUGCGGUGGCUCCUCUGCAGGCAGCAGGUAUGGCUGGUCUGGCAGGUGCUGCCUAUGCAGCUGUGGCAGUGGCUAGAGGGGCUGUGAGUGGACUGGUGGCUGCUCUCAUCUGAGACUCACAUGACCAAGAUCAAGAAGGAAUAACACACGUGGAAAAAAUGUUACAAGUUUCUUCCAGUUGGCAGACAUACAAUCAGUGAAAUAGAUGAGUUUACAAAGCCAACUACACUUUAAUAUUUGGUAAAAAAAAUAUGUUGUCAAAUGAAGAAUAACUUAAAUAAUAA
Cololabis saira (Pacific saury) is the source of this 411-nucleotide messenger RNA. RefSeq names its product interferon alpha-inducible protein 27-like protein 2B. Lineage: Eukaryota; Metazoa; Chordata; Actinopteri; Beloniformes; Belonidae. The transcript is spliced from 4 exons. The record is from RefSeq and is a predicted model, not a curated record. Bases 4 to 240 code for a protein of 78 amino acids.